Molecule: messenger RNA, 3170 nt
Organism: Erinaceus europaeus (western European hedgehog)
Lineage: Eukaryota; Metazoa; Chordata; Mammalia; Eulipotyphla; Erinaceidae
Product: cip1-interacting zinc finger protein-like
Exons: 17
Coding region: 1-2511 (836 amino acids)
Cellular component (GO): nucleus
Molecular function (GO): zinc ion binding; nucleic acid binding
Source: RefSeq, a predicted model, not a curated record
AUGGAGGUGAGGGAGUCUCACAGAAAGGGGGAAGAAUCUGACUUUCCACAGAACCCUCUGACACCCCUCCCACAACACAGGGGCCUCCGGCAACAGCAGCAGCUUCUGACUCUCCCAGGUGCCUGCUCCGCUCCUCUUCUCAGUGGCUCGGUGCUGCAGAGAGCUUUGUAUCUGCAGCAGCUGCAAGGACUGGACCAGUUUGCAGUGCCACCAGCCACGUAUGACAGUACCGGCCUCACCAUGCCCACAGCAACACUGGGUAACCUUUCCAGCUGUAACUUCUCCACCCUGAAUUUGACCCCCAUUAGUCAUACACCUCAUCAGCUGGUCACCCCAAAUCUUCAACAAUUAUUUCCCCAGGCUGUUCAGCAGUCCCUGUUGGGCCCCCCUCCUUUUGGGGCCCCCUUUAGUCCCUCCCAGGUCAGCCUUUUUAGGAAGGCCCACCAGAAACAGAUCUGGACUUCCUGUUCUGUCAAUACCAAUGACAAGAGGAUGCCUGUAGAAGACAAGUCAGACCCCGCAGAGGGCUCUGAGGACACCGCUGAGGCCCAUAUGGACAGCCCAGCCUGUCUUCCAGACUCAGACAGCUGCUCCCACCCAGCUGAUACCACCAAGAAGCGAGUUCCAGCACCUGAGCCGGAGGCUUGUCAGGCAUCUGGUCCACCUGCUAAGAGGUCCAAGAGCUCAAAAGAAGAUACAGAGAAGUCGUCAACAGGACAACUGCAGGCCAAGGUUCAGCCUUGGGUUCGGAUGACAGCACUCCUCCAGGCACCUGAGCCACAAGAGGCUGGAAUAUCGUCACAGCUUCAGCCAUCCAUCCCACAGACCCACACCCAGGGGCAGCACCAGUACUGGACCCGAGAGCCACCGGUAGAGGCUCAGACACAGGCCCACGCAGUGCUCAGUGUCCCUCAGCAGAUGGCACUACAGACAGAGGAAGAGCAGGUCCAGCCACCACAGCAGCCACCAGAGCCACCUCCAGUGCAGCCGCUGGCACACCCAUCAGAGCAGACCAGGGGGCAGCCUCAGACCAAGUCCCAGACAUCAGCCCCAGAUCAAGCACCAGUUCCAGGCAAUUCCACAGGGCCAGACGCUGCAGGACUGCCUGUGCCCCAGGCUCAGGAUGCUACACUGGGGGCUCCGGGGGCUCAGGUGGGAGAGGAACUCAAGGAAACAAACAUGUCUGUCGUUUCAGGCCCAGAGGAGGCCUCGCUGGAGCCUGUGGGUGCCCAGGGCAGCAUGGAGGACAGCCCAGAGGAGCCGGCCAGUGGCCUGGAAGUGGGAGCACGUGAAAGCAGAUCAAGGGAGCCUCACGGGGUGUGGGGUGCUGGGGUUUCCCUGAAGGUCACCAUACAGCAGAGCAGUGACAGCCGGGCCUUCAGCACAGUAUGUCCCAUGACUGGGCUGCGCUCCAGUGACUCGGCCUCUGCCACCCCUGCCGCCGCCGGUGCACCCUCCAAGCAGAACCUGCAGUUCUUCUGCUACAUCUGCAAAGCCAACUGUAGCAGCCAGCAGGACUUCCAGCAGCAUAUGGUGGGGGCCCAGCACCAGCAGAGGCUCAGGGAGCUACAGCACACCAGCCAAGCCUGCCUGCUCUCCCUGCUGCCUGUGUCCCGAGAUGUGCUGGAGAAAAAGGGCCAAGCGCCUCUACCAUGUCACUGGUGCAACACCUGCCAGGUCUACUACUUCGAGGACCUGAUCCAGCACCGCAGGGCACAGGACCACAAGAUUGCCAAGCAAUCCCUGCGACCUUUCUGCACUGUCUGUAACCGCUACUUCAAGACGCCCCGCAAGUUUGUGGAGCAUGUGAAGUCCCAGGGGCACAAGGACAAAGCCAAGGAGGAGACAAAUGACCAGGAUGAGGAUCACUUCAUCACAGUGGAUGCGGUGGGUUUCUGUGAAGUUGAGGAGGAGGAGAAAGAGAAGGAGGAAGAAGAUGUAGAUGAAGAGAUCAAAGUUGAUGAGGAAUUCUGCAAGCAGGAGCUUGGGGAGAUCGCUGGGCAGGAUGAGGACCACUUCAUCACAGUGGACGCAGUGGGCUGCUUUGAAGGUGAGGAUGAUGAAGAUGAUGAGAUUGAAGUUGAUGAGGAAUUCUGCAAGCAGGUGAGGACCAGAGACAUCUCCAUAGAGGAGUGGAAAGGCUCAGAGACCUACAGCCCCAACACCGCGUAUGGCGUGGACUUCCUGGUGCCUGUGAUGGGCUACAUCUGCCGCAUUUGCCGCAAGUUCUACCACAGCAACUCGGGGGCACAGCUCUCCCACUGCAAGUCCCUGGCCCACUUUGAGAACCUGCAGAAUUACAAGAAGGCCAAGAACCCCAGCCCCACCACCAGGCCUGUGAGCCGCCGCUGUGCCAUCAACGCCAGGAAUGCCCUGACCACCUUCUUCAAAUCUGGUGGUCGUACACCCACCCAGCCCACCAGUCAGGACACAACCAAGACUCCCCAAAAGGUGACAACUCAACAUUGUGACCCUCCACUACCCCGGCGCUCUACCCGCCUCAAUACCUGAUGGUGCUGUCCAGAGUGAUGCUCUUCAUAAUAAUAAAGUAAUAAGUAAAUUAAAAAAGAAUAAAAGGAAAGAAGGGAGAAAGGAAACCCACCAGCUCAUCUAGGCACAGACCUGUGGUUUUCAGAAGUCUUCGAGGCCAUAUUAACAUACUUCGUGUUUGUAAAAUGUCAGGACUGGAGGCUGGGAGGUGGCACACCAGUUGAACGCUAAUGCCUGAGGACCCAGUUCAGGCCUCCAUCCCUACCUGCAGGGGAAAGCUUCAUGAGUGAUACAGAGGGGCUGCAGAUGUCUCUCUCCCUGUCCAUCUCCCCCUCCUAUUUCAAUUUCUUUCUGUCCUGUCAAGUAAAAAAGAAAAAAAUAAUAUAGUUGCUGGGAGUGAUGGAUUUGUCAUGCAGUUACCAAGACCCAGCAAUAAACCUGGUCACAGCAACAAGAGAAAAAAUUUUAAUUGCUUUUUAAAUGUCUGGACUAGAGGAGUGUGUCUGGGAUUGGUUACAAAUGUCUGCUUCUGGGGGGUCGGGUGAGAGGGGAGAGGAUAGCAGCCAUGCCUAGAACCAGUAUAUCUCACAAAGCCAGUCUGAGAAUAUGCUGGAUUUCAUUGUCUAUCUAAUAUCCUUGUAGUCUAGCUGAGGAAACUGAGACCCAAGAAAGAAAGGUCC